AUGGCAACUUAUCUGAAGCACGUUGCAAUUAUCGGUGCCAGCGGCAGUAUUGGCAAAAUCAUCCUUGAUGGCCUUGUUGCAUCUUCCCAUUUCGAAAUUACCGUCAUCUCGCGCAAAGACAGCGAGGCAACUUUCCCAUCGGGUAUAACUGUUCUCAGAGCCGAAUACUCAGAUCUCGGCCUCGAGGCUGCAUUCAAGGGUCAAGACGUCGUCAUUUCGGCGGUGGGUGCCAGUGCAUUUGGCGAACAGAAGAAAUUUGUCGAUGCUGCCAUCCGCGCAGGUGUCAAGCGUUUCAUCCCCUCUGAGUUCUCGGCAAAUAGCCAGAACGAUGCUGUGUUACAGCUGCUGCCAUUAUUCAGGCAGAAGAAGGAACUCAUCGAGUACCUCAAGAUUAAGGAGGCCGACGGAUUGACCUGGACGGGGAUUGCUUCUUCCGGCUUGUUUGACUGGGGUCUUGCAAAUGGAUUCCUGGGAUUUGAUUUUGCCAGUCAUACAGCUACUAUCUGGGAUGGAGGGGACAAGAGUUUCACUCUAACGAAUCAGAAGGCCCUCGGUGAGGCUGUUGCCUCUGUUUUGUUGCAUCCUCACGAAACUGAAAACCAGUUUCUGUUCAUUGCCUCGGUUGAAACAACUCAGAAGGAUAUUCUUGCUGCUUUGGAGGAGAAGUCGGGGGUUGGAUGGAUUGUAAACAGAACCACCACCGAUAUUCAAGUGGGCGAGGGAGUCAAGAAGCUUGCUGCCGGGGACUUUAAUGGUGCUCUUGCUCUAGUUCGAGCCACUGUUUUUGGCAACACCCCUGGACUUCGUUCAGACUAUGCCAAAGAAGAGAAGCUGGCAAACAGUGUGUUGGGACUUCACAUGGAAGCUGUCAGCGAUGUUGUCAAACAUAUGUUCAAUGAAUAG
Penicillium coprophilum is the source of this 903-nucleotide messenger RNA. RefSeq names its product aromatic alcohol reductase. Lineage: Eukaryota; Fungi; Ascomycota; Eurotiomycetes; Eurotiales; Aspergillaceae. Bases 1 to 903 code for a protein of 300 amino acids. Gene Ontology annotation, molecular function: oxidoreductase activity. The record is from RefSeq and is a predicted model, not a curated record. The transcript has 3 exons.